Penicillium lagena is the source of this 984-nucleotide messenger RNA. Its product is annotated as arylamine N-acetyltransferase family protein. Lineage: Eukaryota; Fungi; Ascomycota; Eurotiomycetes; Eurotiales; Aspergillaceae. The coding region runs from base 1 to 984 and encodes 327 amino acids. Gene Ontology annotation, molecular function: acetyltransferase activity. The transcript has 2 exons. The record is from RefSeq and is a predicted model, not a curated record.
AUGGGCUCUGAGAUCGAUUGGUCACUGCGUCCCUCUUAUUCCCCGGAGCAGCUGGCCCGGUACUUCGACCGGAUUGAACUUCCUCAGAAGUACCGAGAAUCACCAGUAGUCAAGGCUGGGCCCGGUGUCGACAAUGAGUCCGCUCUGGCCUUCCUGGGGGCACUACAGCGCUACCAACUGGCAGCGGUGCCAUUUGAAAAUCUCAACCUUCACUAUUCAGUUCACCGUAGCAUUUCUCUAGAUGCUCAAAAGGUCUUCGAGAAAAUCGUGGAUACGAAGUCCGCUCGAGGUGGUUACUGCAUGGAGAAUAGCACACUAUUUGGGGCCGUUCUGCGCAGCCUUGGAUACAAUAUCACCUCCGUGGGAGGUCGAGUCAAUGAAGCUGCACAACCCAUGUCGGCUUCCAAAAACUGGAGGGGCCCCAAGUACGACGGAUGGAACCACAUGGUCAACCUCGUUACGAUUGGAGAGCAAAAGUACCUGAUCGACGUUGGAUUUGGUUCCAAUGGCCCGCACCAGCCCGUUCGCCUGGCGCAGAAUUUGGAGUUCAGCAACGUCGGUGACCAGUCCGGGCGACUGCUCUAUGCUCCCAUCCCCCAGCACACUGGCAAAGGUCAAGCUCUUUGGCAGUACGAAAUGCGUAACGGGGGCGGGCCAUGGAUCCCCGCCUAUUGCUUUACGGAGACGGAGUUUCUUCCGGAGGAUUUCGCAAUCAUCAACUACUUCAUGAGCACUAGUCGGGAGAGCUGGUUUACUUUUCAUGUAGUGUGUGUCCGAAUGCUCCUGGACGACGAAGGCCAGAUCGUGGGUGAUCUGACACUGUUCAAUGAUGUGCUGAAGCGUCGCCUGGGAGCUACCUCUGAGGUGGUGCAAUCCUUCAGCUCCGACGAGGAACGCGUGGUUGCUCUAGAGAAGUAUUUCAGGAUUCCUAUCUCGUUGAUGGACAGAGAGAGUAUCCGCCACACCAUUUCAGAGAUUCUAUAG